UUGUCUCAGAGAUUUACGAGGAGCACUUGAAGGCAUCGCUUUACCACUGGACUGCGUGCGCUCCGCUGGAGGGGCAGAACUUCAACAGCACGCAUAUCUCCGAUGCCACAGUCUACCGCACUCGUGCAGUUGUGGAUGCUUCACUGGAUGCGAAGAGGACUAAACACAACAUGUUCAUCUGUUAGACAUGCAUCUAAGCGCAGAUCUUAACCUGUACAAACUGACAACCGUGUAUAUGUUGGAGGGAGUUCGAAAAGUUUUCUUCUAUGUCUAAUUAAGGGAGUUUUUGUUCUAAACCAAAAUCAUGUUCACAACCUACAUAAAGAGUCUGAAUGAUAUGGUAUUUUCUACGUCUGAGAGCCCCGAGGAGCAACCGAGUACCGGGGUCUUGGGCCGUAUUGGGAGCUGGUUCUCUCCAUGGAAAGGAAAGGGUCCAAAGAGUCCCACUGAAAAUGCCUCCCCAACAAGUGAUGAAACUGUAAAGUUAGAGGGAGAGAAGGAGAGUGAGGAGUCUGCGAGACCCCAGGCAGGAGAACAGCAGUGGGAGGAGGAGGAGAAGAAGCACAGCUCCAAUUCCAAUCCAGUGGGUCUCUCCAGAGACAGUCUCCUCUGUGAAGAGAAGGACGCCACGCAGUCUGCCCACAGACACGGCUCCGUUGUGAGCAGCACUGAGACAAGAGAAGGAGGUCCAGAAGAGGAGGAGUUUGUAGGAUGCAGGAAGAAGAGAACAGGGCAGGGCAAGGAGAGGGAGGAGAGCAGCAACGGUACUUCAGCGAGCGGGAAUCCUGAGAAGAAUGCCAGUCAUCUGACACAUCACUCUUCCUCUUCUAAACAGGGAGUGGUAUGGGACUCUGACUGGGCCCACACCCAGCCUCAGGCCCAGAGACAAGCGCAGGCCCAGGCAGGCAAAAGGCUCCAUGUGUACCUGGAGGAGACCAGCGUGAUUCACUGCGGCCAAGACGCAUGUACUGGACAGGAAGUUGUCCGCACUGAAGUCACAAAAAGCCUAAAGGUCCUCCAAAAGGCAAAGUCAUCGCCAAGUUUUGAUUUACAAAAAAACUCUAGCUCAACAAGUGCAGAGAACAAAAGGACAAAUGUCAGGCCUGCUGUUGGGACACAGAGUUAUUACAGUGCGCUAGUGGGAGUGUCACUGAAAUCACACAAAGACUCACAGUUAGAGCCUGAACCUGAUAAAGAACAAACAGAGGCAGACGGCAUGGGGCGUAAAAAUGCAGCCAAAAGGAAAUUCAGGAAGAACUCUCAGGGAGAUGGAGGGAACAGCCCCCAGGAAAAAAUGCCGCCCAGUGCUCAACCUGUUGCAGAGGGAUUCCCUUCAUCAGAUAACUCAGUGACCAGUCCUCAGGGCAAAAGUCCAAAGACUCACAUGGGAGAGUCAUCUGUAAACUCUUCCCUCAAGCACAACCCCACCCCUAAGGCCUCACCUGAAGGAGGGGAAAGUGAGACUUCCUGCCCCGGUACGGUCACAGAGUUGGACAAAUUCCAAGAUUCAAACUCAGUCACUGCAAACGCUCCAGCAUGUGCGGUUGAUGGGAGAGCAGACAUGGAGGACGACGACUGCCUUUACAAAGUGGAAAGGAAGACAGAGACACCAGAGUCCAAACGCAGGAGUAUUAAGGUUUCUCGAAGUGAGGUGAAGCUCUUUACAAAAUAUGUGCCUUUGAACCCUGUGAAAAGUCCAGCGGAAGACAGCCAGGAUUCUACAUCAGCAUUAAAGAAUACCAAAGAUGAAGAAAAGGAAAAGCCCACAACAGAGAUAGAUGCAAGACUACAUGACCAGGGGAACCGUGAUGAGGAAGCUAAACCAGUCAUUGGACGGAUUGCAGAUAAAAUCAGCCUCUUUGAGCGGCAGCAGGUGGCGGGGGGCCAUAAGCAGACCUUCCAAACACCGAGAAGUGCUGACGUCUCUCCAGUCAGGAAAGCCACUGACAGACUGAAAGCAGAAUUUGAGUUGUCGAACCAGAGGUCGAGAUCGGCUGAACGUUGCAGCACAGAAAGGUCCAGCUCUGCGAUAACUGAGAGGGAGAAGCUGCUGUCAGUCAAGGAGCGAGCGAGGAACUUUACAUUGACAUCUAAAUCAGAGGGUGAACCAACGCUGCCUCAAAAGCCAGCCAUGACAGGAAUGUCUCAGAAAUCCACGUCAUCUGCAGCAGUUGCAGCAUCAGCGUUGCCAAAACUGGACAGUCAGGGUAAACUGGAUACAAAAGAGCAGGUAGAGAUGACAACAAUGUCAGAGAUAACAUUAAAACCAGAUGGACAAGAUACAGCCUCUGUAGAUGUAAAGAUCUCUGUUCCAAAAGAACAACCAACAGACUCCAAAACAACAGACACAGUAGCCUUGAAAACAGCAGAUCAGGAUACAAAACCUAAAUCAGAUGUCCCAGCUAAAGGAACAGAUGAUUCUUCAGAAAUGACUGGUAACAUUAGUCCACAGUCCAAAGGCCCUAGCAGAACAGGCUCCCGCUCUAAAAGAAGAAAAAGUAGAGAACCCACCAGUCCAAACAGUCCAAAUAGUGAAAACAAACCUACAAGCAAGCCAAAGGUCACUGCUAUAAAACAGGAGCAGGUGGAUAAUACAGCAGAGACUGCCUCCAAACAGCUCACAGACAAAGUAUUGUUAUUGUCUGAAAAAGCACAAGGAAAUACAUCAGAGAAAGAGUUACAGUCUGAUACCAAACAGAAAUCUGUAAAAAAGGAAUCGGAUGUGUUAGAGAAAGAGAAGAAACUGUUCAAUUCUUCAUUGAAAAAGGAGAAUAUUGACAAACCAGUCAACAGACAGGAGGGGCUGCCGGAACCAUCUGUCAGCAACAAUGAACCUGAUACUCCUGCUUGUAACAGUGGAACAAAGAAGCCUAUUGAUAAGGAUUCCGUUAUUUUACUCCAAAAGGAGGAAAAGGCAGGGGGGGACAGCCUUUUGUUCACACAGGAGAGAGAAAAAGACUCCAAGGACAACACAGAAACUUCAGCCUCCUCCCCCUCACCUGCUAUCAAGAAGAUUCCUUCAGUGGAGCAGGAGUCACCUGUUGAACACCCCAAAUUAGAUAAAGAUUUGUCAACGCAACCUGAAUCAAAAAGUAAAGGAAAGGUAAGGCAGCCAAUUAAAAAGGACACAAGAAAAAAAUCACAACUUCAAAACAAUGACACAGACACAUUAAAUCUUUCUGAGAGUAAGGAUGUGAAGAAACUAGAAAUGUUGGGGAGUGAAAACACAAAUCAGACUGAGAGGAAAAACAAAGAAAAACCACAGGAGCUCCUAUGUUCAGAUAAAAAUACCACAGAUGGCAAGGUUUCAAAGAGUGAACAAGGUAUAGCAGGGACAGAGGGAAGUGUUGUUAAGGAUGAUGAAAGAAAAAAUGCUGAAAGAAAAGAGGACAAACAGCCCAUCAAAGACACAACAAAACCAGAAGCCAGCCAACAAGAACUGGCCUCUGAGUCAUCAGAAAAGACCAGAGAAUCAUCAGUGGACCUCCCUGCUCAAACACAACAUGUUAGUCAGACGGCGACUGCACAUCCAGAGAAAGAUGCUAUUUGCGCCGUCACCCAGACUAAUGAGGCCGUGAGUCGGGCUGAAAGCAAUAAAGGGCCUUCGAAGGGUGAGACGGCAACAAAUGCUCCUCCAGAGUUGCAAACAAAGUCUGCAGAAAGCUCUGGAACAGAAACAGAGCCAGUGGUGACUGCAGCAGAACCACAGUCUAAAUCUGUAGCAGUGGAAAAAACUGAGAAUUCACCCGAUGACUCAUGUACACAUGGAGCUAAUGAUGCAGAGUUCUCCAACACAGGGCUUAUUACCAAAGCAUCCACAGCAAUUGAGGAAGUGACUGUAAAAGCAACUAAUGACAGUCCAGCACUGAUAACUGUUGCUGACAACAUGGCAGAGGGAGAAUCAUCUGUUAAAGAACCUUCCCCUAUUUCUGUCUCUACAUCUGCAAACGGCCAGGGAGCAGGGCAGGAUGAUGGGAAAAAAAGUUCAACUGUGAAAACAGUGCCCUCAGAAGACAAAAUGUCAGGAGAUGUAAAGGAACUGGCUCCUAUCCCUUCACUCAAGGGCGCAGAAGAAAUAGCACAGAGUCCUUCUGAUAGUAGUACUUCUAAAUCAACAGUUAAUGUGAUAGAAGAGACAGUUGAGAAGACAGUCAGUCCGCCAGGGAAUGAACCUCUGCCCGUUGCUAAUGGCGAUUUCUCCCCACAUCCACAACCCCUCACUGUCACAAAGGAACAGAUCAAUGACAAGCCAAGUCAAACUCCAAAAGCACCCACUUCUCCAGAGGCUAAUAAGUUGACCCCAGAUCCAAAAGCACCCACUUUUCCAGAGGCUAAUAAGUUGAUCCCAGAUCCAAAAGCACCCGCUUUCCUAAAGGCUAAUAAGUUGAUCCCAGAUCCAAAAGCAUCCACUUCCCCAGAGGCUAAGAAGCUGACCCUAGACUCAACCCAGCGUUCAUCCAUGAAGAAGCUGCAUUUGCCACGGGGACUAAGCAAAGACGAUUCUUCAAAACCACAAGACGUUCCAUCUAGCUGGCUGGAUGUGGACUUUCCCAAACGGAAACUUAAAGUCCCAGAGCCCAAACUGAGCUCUUCCGGGAGUGAGAGCAAUCUUCUGGACACUUCUGGUGAUCUAGAUGAUGAUGAUUUCAUUGAGAAAAUCAAGAAACUUUGCGCCCCCUUUUCACUCCCACCACGUAAACACAACCACCUUCGGACACCUCAGCCCCCCUUCGCAUUGCCGGCGAUCAAGGAAGACCGGUUUGAGAAGACGUUUGACCCAGAGGAGUUUAAGUUUGGCUUGAGGAAGAAGAAUCACUUCACUUUAGAUACAACCCCAAGUCUCUUAGUCAAACUUCAGAACACAGAGGCUAAAUCUGGCCUGAAGCCUGCCAGAGCGAGUUUGGCCGAUAGAAGCAUGCUGCUCAGUAGCCUCGACACUGACUCUCGGCUCAGGGAUAAAACCCCUGUCAAGGAUAAGGAGGAUGUCAAGGAGGAGAAAGAUGAUAAGAUCAAGGUGAAGUCUCGCUUGGAGGGGAGCUGUGUCCUCAGCAGCCUCACCUCCUCUAGCUUUAGAGGGAAGAGGAAUGGAGUUCAAAUGCAGGCAGAAGGCACCAGCUCUGACGACAUUUCGCCCAGUGAGGCCCCCCAGCCAAGCCCUCCACCUUUAUCCCAGCCACCCCCGCCAAGCCCAACUGCCACAGCUCCAAUCAAAGACGUGCCGGCCAAGCAGAGCUCUGCCCUGAGCAACAGAGAGGAAGCCCAAGCUGUGGAGGCUGUGGUCAGUGACUCAGGUCCUCCACUUCCUUCCUUUAACGACAUCAAGCUGCCGGACUAUUUAGAGAAGUACCUCCCCCGAGAACCAGCAAAACCAGUGCACAGCACACAAGGACAGGAGCAAGUCAGUCAAGAGGCUAUAGGGAAAAUGACAACUCUGGUUCCUGGAGAUGAAACAGACCUGGCUGUAAAAUCAGGUCCGGUGCUUCCUGAUCCUGUGCCUCCACGUUUUCCUGGGAUUCUGCCAACCACACACCCUGCACUCCCUGAGCAGCCUCCAGCUCAGCCCCAGGCGAUACUUAGUAAUCAUAUAAGAGCUGCCAAAGGAUUUCACAAGCGCCCUGGAAAGAUGGUGUUGUUUGAGAAAACUGAGUUCAGUGGCCAAGCAUAUGAAAUUUACAGGGAUGUAGCAGAUGCUACGUCUCUGCAGCUCUCGCCUCUCAUAUCUGUCAAAGUUGUUAGAGGAUGCUGGGUGCUCUACGAGAAGCCUGGCUUUCAGGGACGGUCCAUCGCCUUGGAGGAGGGGGGAAUAGAAUUGACUAAUGUGUGGGCAGAGCCUGGUUUGGAGACAGAACCACACAACAUUCCGCCAAUGCAGAUUGGCUCUAUUCGACUUGCUGUCUGGGAUUACAGCAUACCCCGUAUUGAUCUGUUUACUGAACCGGAGGGCCGCGGAAGGGUAACACCUUACCACGACGACACUAUCGAGACAGGCUCAUUUGGCAUCCCACUGAGCACUGCCUCCAUCCAAGUGCACUCUGGGGUGUGGCUGGUGUUCAGUGACCCAGGGUUUCAGGGCAUGCUGGCUGUGCUGGAGGCAGGAGAAUACCCCUUCCCUGAGACCUGGGGCUUUCCAUCACCCUUCGUGGGAUCUCUGAGACCACUUAAAAUGGGUGGUUUCAAAGUGGAGAAUCCCAGUGAAGUCAAGGCUGUGGUGUAUGAAAAGCCAGGGUUUGAGGGCUCCUGUUUGGAAAUCGACAGUGACAUAUUCAGCUUUUCUGAGGGUGAAGGGGAUGUUGCCGCAGAUGGCGCAAACCUUACCUCAAAGAAACUGACGUCUGUGGGUUCUUUAAAGAUCACUGGAGGACUCUGGGUGGGAUACAGCCAGCCUGGGUUUGAGGGCCAACAGCACAUCCUGGAAGAAGGAGAGUACCUGGACUGCAGCGACUGGGGAGGCUCAGGGCAGCUCCUAUCAUUGCGACCAAUACUGUCUGAUUUCUUGUCUCCACACCUCAAAAUGUUCAGCGACAGAGAUUUUGGCGAGCUGGGACUGAACAUUGACCUCACUGUGCCUGUCAUUAACAUGGAUGACACAGGCUAUGGCAUGAAGACACAGUCUAUUGAUGUCAUCGGAGGCAUCUGGGUUGUGUUUGAAGAGCCGGGCUUUUGCGGUGACUUGUACAUCUUGGAGAAAGGCAUGUACGGAAGCCCGGAGGACUGGGGUGCGCUGCAGCCUAGAGUUGCCUCAGUAAUGCCUGUCACGCUGGAUGAUUUCGAGAACGCAGCCAAGUUUAAGGUGCAGCUUUUCUCUGAUCCAGGUUUUCAAGGCUCUGUUCUCCCUCUGGAGGACAGUGUGGCGUCCCUGCAGGAUGGUUUCUCUGUGGCCUCUUGUAAGGUUCUAGCUGGCAGCUGGCUGGCAUUUGAGGGCCAGGACUUCACUGGCAGAAUGUAUGUGUUAGAAGUGGGGAGCUACCCAGAUCUGAGAGCAAUGGGCUGUGUAAAUGCCACCUCAUCCAUCCAGUCACUGCAGACUGUUGGCUUUGAGUUCUCACUGCCUUCCAUCACCCUCUUUGAGCGCUGCGGUCUGCGGGGGAAGAGAGUGGUUCUGACAGACGGAUCGGUCAACCUUCAGCUGGCUAGAGGCUGUACUAGAGUCCAGUCUGUGCUAGUGGAAGGAGGCAUGUGGGUACUAUAUGAGGGAAUCAACUAUCGGGGGGCUCAGAUUUUGCUGAAACCUGGCGAGAUUCUCGACUGGCGCAAGUUCAGCAGCUGGCAAAAAAUCGGGUCCCUCCGCCCUCUCAUACAGAAGCAAGUGCACUUCCGUGUAAGGAACAGGCAGACAGGGCUCUUGAUGUCAGUGACGGGAGAUCUAGAUGAUGUCAAACUGAUGCGGAUACAAGAAAUGGAGGAGACCGGUGGACUCGAGCAGAUCUGGUGUUACCAGAAUGGACAUCUCCACUGCAAGCUGCUGGAGGAGUGCUGCCUGAGUCCCAGCGGCAGCGUGACCAUGGCAGGAAGUCGCGUGGGUCUCACCCCAGAGCCGCACAACCAAAUCAACCUCUGGAGUAUCACUCCUGAGGGCUUUAUCUGCUACACCCCCACCCCUGAUCUGGUCCUGGAAGUCAAAGGGGGCCAUCACUAUGACAAAAACCAACUGAUUCUGAACUCACUUGAUCCAAACAAACUCCAACAAAGGUGGGACGUGGAGAUUAUCUGAAAACAUUGGAGAAGCUGAAACAAAUCCUAAUGUUAUCAGAGGCGCAGCGUCGGAGGCUUUGUUCUGCAGCUGCCUGACAAGUGCUCAAGGACGAGGUACGCCACUGUAGAUGCUGCACCUUCGCUGAGGGAGAAGAACUAUAAAAAUUUCUAAAGAGGUCAACGUGGAGAGCUAUGGAUAAAUCCAUAUGAAUGUACGAUUACCCACUGAACACGCAAACAGUGGAGUCUGAACUUGUAAUACGUAAUCUUUUACAGUUCUGGUAAUAUAUCCAAAGGUUAGUAUUUUGUCUUUUUAUUGGAUAAUUCUGUUUGCCUGAUGUUAAUUAACUUAAACAGUGUUAACACAUUUUCAUAUAUUUUUAUGCCAUGUCAUAUUAUACAGUAUAUUCCAGCUGCAUGCAAGCAAAAAAUACUGUUUCACCUGAAAUGUGUCUUUUAUCUUUGUUUAAUCAGAACUAUACACACAAGUCUGUUUUCAAAAUAAAAGUAUUUUUGUCAAUAAAUUUCUCAGAUACAUUGUA
Lates calcarifer (barramundi perch) is the source of this 8234-nucleotide messenger RNA. RefSeq names its product beta/gamma crystallin domain-containing protein 1-like. NCBI's taxonomy places the organism in Eukaryota, Metazoa, Chordata, Actinopteri, Centropomidae. The record is from RefSeq and is a predicted model, not a curated record.